AUGUCAACUGUAUUUGGAAAGGGAUAAUAAGGUUAAAAUGAAAUGACAACACAAAGGAGAAAAAAUGAAGCCAAUCUGAGAUUGACUCUACAAUACUACUCUAAAUAUGGAAAAUUGACUGAAGAUCAUUCAUUAGAAUAGAUUGCUCCAGGUUUGGCCAGUUUGGAAUUCAUGAAACGUAAUUGUCCUGAAAGAACGAAGCUUGAAGAGUUUUGUAUACAAUCAGGACAAUACUUUGAAUUUGAACAGUACAAAUAGGGAGACAUCAUAUUUCACUAUGGGGACAUAGGCGAUAAGGUUUAUGUUAUUCUCAAAGGGGAAGUUGCAGUACUGGUACCAAGAGCUGAGAGUGAAAUAGAAGCAGAGAGAGAAGAGAUAGGUUAAGCCAAAUUACCUUUUGAUUUUGAAAUGUUUUGGAGAAAUAAGAAACCUUCAAAAUAAAUUUAGAUAGAAGCACAAUUAGCAUAGUAGAACUCAAAUUUGUAUUUCAAAGAUAAUGUAUGUAUGUUUAAGAAGGUGUUCCAGUUUUACUCUGGAUAAUCAUUCGGAGAUGUAGCUCUAAUUUCAGAUAAACCAAGGACUGCUAGUAUCUUAGUCACAUCUGAUCAAAUCUAUCUGAUUAGCAUGUGUAAAAAGGAUUUUAAGAUCUCAUGCGAGAAAUCAGUUCUGGAGAUGAAUUAGACUCUAGAUUACUUUGUUACAGUAUUUCCUUGUAUAGGGAAAAUGUAAAUAUCUAAAUUCAUACAAUUUUUUCACAAAACUGACUUCUCUCCCUAAUAAUGGUUAUGGAAGGAAGGAGAACAAGUUAAAUUUUUUAUAUUGAUUCUAAAAGGAAGGGUUGAAAUUAAAUAAUAAUAAUUGCCCUUAUACUAAGUUUCUGACAAUUCUUUUAUUGGUCAUGAGGAGAUCCUAGAGGGCCUGACUACGAGACAAUAUGGGUGCAAAAUAUUGGACAAUACAAUAGCAUAUUUAAUGGAUUAUGAAGAUUUCAACAUUGCCAGAAAAAAUGCUCCAGAAAUUGUUAAAGUAUUAAUAGAAAAGGCAAAGUUGAUGACUUCUUAUCUUGAAAGAAGAAAAGAGGAAGUGAAGAAAGGACAGGCUAAUGUGUAACCACUGUACUAACCAGUUGAAAGAAGGCUGAUUUAGGACAUGUUUGUCAUUAAGUCUCCUCGGAAUAACGAGGUUAGAUCGAAUCAACCUAAAUACUUAAGUUAUUUUGACAUAACGAAGUUUAAUAAAAAGAAAGCCUAGCCGAAUUCUAUUAAUUAAUAGUAGUCUAUCUCAGAGGACUUAUAUUUCUCAAAAGAAAAGAACGUAAAAACUACUCGAUCUCCUUCGUAUUACACUUAAAGAGUUUCACCCAUGAAUAAAUAGAUGAAAGAGAUUCUGAUGAAGAAGUUUAAGUUGAAUGUUAGAUUUAAUGCUAUGAAGUCUCUUAAAAUUAGUUCUUGUAAGUCUGCUUAUGAUUUGAGGAACAAGGAUCGAUUUAAAACAGAUGCAAGCAUUGAUAAUUGA
Messenger RNA from Paramecium octaurelia, 1515 nucleotides. The record is from the annotation of a GenBank genome assembly. Lineage: Eukaryota; Ciliophora; Oligohymenophorea; Peniculida; Parameciidae.